Hyaloscypha bicolor E is the source of this 609-nucleotide messenger RNA. RefSeq lists its product as uncharacterized. Bases 1 to 609 code for a protein of 202 amino acids. Lineage: Eukaryota; Fungi; Ascomycota; Leotiomycetes; Helotiales; Hyaloscyphaceae. The transcript has a single exon. The record is from RefSeq and is a predicted model, not a curated record.
AUGCCAUCUCCAUUCGACGCCCUGGUAACUCCGACCGCCCUCUCUCCUACAGACGUCAAUGUGGGUGCUAUGCACCCUAACCCAAUCCAAGAGACCCACACUGCCCGUGUGUCAAUCUUGGCCCAUGGAGACCAAAGUAUGGCUCUUGAUCCCAUCGACCAGCUCAACCGCCUCAACCUUUUCGAACUCAUCCCCAAUAUUCGCACAAAAGACGAAAUUAUCCGAGCCCUACAAUCCGAGAACAAACAAGUAAAGGCGGAGAACAAGCAAUUGGGCGCAGAUGUCAGGCGCUUGAAGAAUAUCAGCGAGCAGCGGAAGGACGCUCUGUUAAAGUGCGGAGAGGAGAUGGAUGCUAUGAACAACCGACUUUUCAAACUGUUGAAGGUUGAGACCCAAUUGAAGAAGCUUCAAAAGGUUGUCGGCGAGGCUCUUGAGCCCGUCGGGGAGAAUAGGGGUGAAGAUAUAGUGGAGAAUUCGGGAGAGGGGGGAGAGGCCAAAGGACCUCAGGGAAAGAGGGGCAAGGGAAAAGGAGCAAAGAGGGAGGUUGAGAAUGAAGAUGAGGAAAUAGAAGGUUUUGGACCGAAUAAGGGUGCUAGAGUUGCUGAAUAA